AUGGGCCAGUACUUCUUUGCCUGUUACAUCAAAGGAUUGCCAGGCUCACGUGCCAGAUGCCCUUAUAAGUCCUGCGUCUGCGGGCCAUGUCACCACAUUCCAUCCACCUCUCGUCAAGUGGCCCCACUCAGAGGGACUUCUUUCCCCGGGAGGGAAGGGAAGCGCUUCAGCUCCGAGCAGAUGGAGGAGGACAAUGCCCAAGUCUUAUACUGCGGUUCAGUCACCUUUUCCUACUUCCUCGGUAUCUUACAAGGUGGAAUGUUACCCACCCCCUUCUCCCAGCAGCCCAGCAGCCCCCUUCCUGUAAUUCUUGCAGGACCUCUAGACAUACCUUCCACCUGUGCUAAGGAUGUGACUAUGGUCCAGCCCUGUCUGCUGGUCCGAACACUAUUCGUCAGUGGCCUCCCUGUGGACAUUAAACCCAGAGAACUCUACCUGCUCUUCAGGCCGUUCAAGGGGUAUGAAGGGUCCCUGAUCAAACUCACAUCGAGACAGCCUGUUGGUUUUGUGAUCUUUGACAGCCGAGCAGGAGCAGAAGCAGCCAAGAAUGCAUUGAAUGGUAUUCGCUUUGAUCCUGAGAACCCGCAGACCCUGAGGCUAGAGUUUGCCAAAGCCAACACCAAGAUGGCCAAGAACAAGCUAAUGGCUACACCAAAUCCUACCAACGCUCACCCCGCCCUAGGAGCACACUUCAUUGCACGGGACCCCUAUGACCUUAUGGGGGCUGCUCUGAUCCCCGCAUCCCCAGAGGCCUGGGCCCCCUACCCUCUGUACACCACAGAGCUGACCCCAGCCAUCUCACACGCUGCAUUCACCUACCCAGCUGCCACUGCUGCUGCCGCUGCCGCCCUACAUGCUCAGGUGCGCUGGUACCCUUCCUCUGAUACCACCCAGCAAGGAUGGAAAUAUCGUCAGUUCUGUUAGUUCUUCAGUCUUGUCACCGCAGCUUGAAGCCCCUGCCCCGCUGGGGAGGAAGCCGCUCUGAGCUUCCACUGCCCCCAGGCGGCCUGUGGAGAGCUGCUGCUUCCCUCCAAAGACUGUGAAUUUUAAGCCUGACUCAGUGGACUGCUUCCUUUUUCCUUUCUCCUCUUCCUCAGCCCUGUCCUUCCCCAGAGCCCCUCGCCAAGGCCUCCCGGGAGGAUUCAGGGGCCUUCUUGCAGGGACACCCAGCCCCAGGCCGGAGGUCUCACUGGGACUGAGCAAGGCCUGACCCCCUGGGUCCAGACUUGCUUCCACAGCUCCACCUCAGAGAAACGAGGCAUUUAAUUUUGCAUGUUUUCUGGCAUGAAUUAAGACACUUAAAUUUGUGUAUAUGUGAGUGUACAGUUUGUUCUCACAUUGUGUCACCAUAGCAACAGGUCCUGGCCACCAAUGGUCCAUCAUUCCGGGUCCCUCUGUGCACACCCUCCCCUGCAGCCCCUGUCUCAGUGAGGACCAGCCCUGCAGCUCGCCCCGCCCUGCGGUCCUGCAGCCUGGCACCCCCACCACCCCCACGCGCUUCCAGGCAGAACAGCAGCCACCACCCGACAGAGAUAGUGUUUUCUUUUUCAUUUCAAGUCCGGGUCCUCUGCGUCCUCCUCAGAGGGGCCAACAACUGCUAAGAAAAUCCUUUCUCUGCCCAUUUUGCUUACCUCUCCACAGCGCACCCCACCCCUGCCCUGCUCCUCAUUCUUUCCGUACUUCAAAACCAACCAAAAAGUGAAAGUAUUUUUGUACCCUGUGUAACAAAAUAUUUAUGCAUCAUAAAGGAUUUUUCGUGUGUGUGUGCAAUUAAUUAUUAAAGAGACCUUGUUCGCCUUGUCAGAUAAGUUUAAUGUUUAGUUUGAGGCAUGAAGAAAAAAAGGGUUUCCGUUCUCCAGCAAUGAGCCUUUGUUUCAGGCGUUAGUUUCAGAAAAAUGAAGGAAAAAAAAUUGUGCAAUUUUUUUGUUUCAUGAGCACAUCAGUGCUUUUGCCUUUGGCCGCAGCUGUGUGGCUGUCUUGCCGUUUUCAGACUUGGGAGACGAGGUGGCUGUUGUAAUUGCUGAUCCUGUGAGAAUGUGAAGCUGGAUAAUAUAUGAAAUGCAAAAUAAAAAGUCAUCCAAAGUAA
This is a messenger RNA of Puma concolor (puma), 2086 nucleotides long. NCBI's taxonomy places the organism in Eukaryota, Metazoa, Chordata, Mammalia, Carnivora, Felidae. The record is from RefSeq and is a predicted model, not a curated record.